GGGAGAGACUCCUCACGCCGUCACCAAAGAACUUCUCGCCACCGGUGGCAACUCCAACCUAAGCACCAUCCCUCCUCUGGGACACACAGGCUUCUUAGUCCCUUGAAGAGGAAGGCUGCAAUGUCACUGCUGGGAAGUCAGGGCAUUAUCUCAGUCACCGAGAUCCUUAUUGCCUCUGCUGUCUUCUGUCUGACCUUCAUGGUCAUCAGAUCCUUCCGGCAGCAGAUCCCCAAGGGGCUGAAGAGGCUCCCAGGACCAAGGGGUUACCCCCUGAUAGGCAACUUGCUGGAGCUGGGGAGCAAUCCACACCUGACCUUGACUCAGAUGAGCCAGAAGUAUGGAGAUGUGAUGCAGAUACGGAUCGGCACCAGACCUGUGCUGGUGCUGAGUGGUUUGGACACCAUCAAACAAGCCCUGGUGAAGCAAGGGGAGGACUUCAUGGGACGUCCUGAUCUCUACAGCUUUCACCAUGUUGCAGAUGGCCAGAGCUUGACCUUCAGCACUGAUUCAGGGGAGGUGUGGAGAGCUCGCAGGAAGUUGGCCCAGAAUGCCCUGAAGACCUUCUCUGUCUCGCCCAGCCCCAACUCUUCAUCCACCUGCCUCCUCGAGGAGCAUGUCUCCAAAGAAGCUAACUACCUAGUAAGAAAGUUGCUGCAACUGAUGGAAGAGAAGAAGAGGUUCGACCCCUUUCGGUAUGUGGUGGUCUCUGUGGCCAAUGUCAUCUGUGCCAUGUGCUUUGGCAACCGUUACGACCAUGAUGACCAGGAGCUGCUCAGCAUAGUGAAUGUGACGGAGGAAUUUGGGAAUGUGGCUGCCUCCGGCAAUCCAGUGGAUUUCAUCCCAGUGCUCCAGUAUCUCCCCAACCGCACCAUGAAGAAAUUUAUGGAAUUCAACACGAGGUUCCUCAGGCUCCUGCAGGACAUUGUCAAAGAGCAUUACGAGAGCUUUGAGAAGGACAACAUUCGAGACAUCACUGACUCCUUGAUUGAGCAAAGUCAGGAGAAUAAAGUGGAAGCCAAUGCCAACAUUCAGCUCCCGAAGGGAAAAAUUAUCAACCUGGUCAAUGACCUCUUCGGAGCCGGGUUUGACACUGUGACAACAGCUUUGUCCUGGAGCCUCAUGUAUCUUGUGACUUAUCCAGACAUUCAGAAGAAGAUUCAGGAAGAAUUAGAUCAGACCAUUGGCAGAGAGAGGAGACCCAGACUCUCAGACCGGCCCAUGCUGCCUUACACAGAAGCCUUUAUCUUAGAGAUGUUCAGACAUUCCUCCUUCCUGCCCUUCACCAUUCCUCACUGCACAACGAAAGACACAGUUCUGAAUGGCUACUACAUCCCGAAGGACCUCUGUGUUUUUGUCAACCAAUGGCAAGUCAAUCACGAUGAGAAGCUUUGGAAAGAACCAUCUAGGUUUGACCCAGAACGUUUUCUCCGUGCCGGAGGGACUGAAGUAAACAAGACCUAUGGGGAGAAGAUACUGAUCUUUGGCCUGGGGAAGAGGAAGUGCCUUGGUGAGACCAUUGCCAGAUGGGAGGUCUUCCUCUUCCUGACCACCCUGCUGCAGCAGCUGGAGUUCAGCGUCUCUGACAGACAGAAGGUGGACAUGACCCCUCUGUAUGGCCUGACAAUGAAACACAAGAGGUGUGAGCACUUCCAGGUUAAGCAGCGCUUCCCAAUCCAGAGUUCAGAGUGAGUCACCUCUGGACACUGGAUGGGGGCAAGGGGAGAUCCCAUUUGAAUUUCAUCCUUAGGGGCCAUAUGCUAAGAUAAAUUGGACCCAAUAUAGCUUCUAUCUGACUAAUCUGUAUUGAUUUGUCUUGCCCGUCCAUUAACUAGCUCCAUCACCCUCACCUGUAUAAUCAUGACAGACAUGCCAGGGUAGCCUGGC
Chelonia mydas (Green sea turtle) is the source of this 1884-nucleotide messenger RNA. It is a transcript of the gene CYP1A, whose product is annotated as cytochrome P450 1A. Gene Ontology annotation, molecular function: oxidoreductase activity, acting on paired donors, with incorporation or reduction of molecular oxygen, reduced flavin or flavoprotein as one donor, and incorporation of one atom of oxygen; heme binding; iron ion binding. Lineage: Eukaryota; Metazoa; Chordata; Testudines; Cheloniidae. Gene Ontology annotation, biological process: hormone biosynthetic process; progesterone metabolic process. The record is from RefSeq and is marked provisional.